Molecule: messenger RNA, 1563 nt
Organism: Girardinichthys multiradiatus
Lineage: Eukaryota; Metazoa; Chordata; Actinopteri; Cyprinodontiformes; Goodeidae
Gene: cnbpa
Product: CCHC-type zinc finger, nucleic acid binding protein a
Exons: 5
Coding region: 129-641 (170 amino acids)
Biological process (GO): positive regulation of cytoplasmic translation
Cellular component (GO): cytoplasm
Molecular function (GO): zinc ion binding; mRNA binding; translation regulator activity
Source: RefSeq, a predicted model, not a curated record
AUCAUUAUAAUUGCAACGCAUUCAAAGAAGAAGAAAAAAUAGGAAAAAGAAGGUCAAAGCUGGUGAAGAUCCCGACGUUUAAUCAAAUAAUCCUACAGCCAGGAUUACUGCGUUAGUUAAAGAAGAGAAUGUCACAGGUUAUGGAGAUGAGCAGCAACAGUGAGUGCUUUGGAUGUGGCCGCUCUGGACAUUGGGUCAAGCAUUGUCCUAAUGCCAGUGGUUCACGUGGACGUGGCAGGGGCAGGGGAAGAGGCAAGGAGCUGUUCUGUUAUCGAUGUGGAGACCAGGGACACAUGGCCAGGGACUGUGACCAAACUGAGGAUGCGUGCUACAACUGCCACAGGAGUGGUCACAUCUCCCGGGACUGCAAGGAGCCCAGGAAGGAGAGGGAGCAGCUCUGCUACACCUGUGGCAAAGCCGGUCACAUGGCUCGUGACUGUGACCACGCCAACGAGCAGAAGUGCUACUCCUGCGGCGGGUUUGGUCACAUCCAAAAGCUUUGCGAUAAGGUGAAAUGUUACAGGUGUGGUGAGAUUGGUCACGUUGCUGUGCACUGCAGUAAAGCCAGUGAGACCAACUGCUACAACUGUGGAAAGGCAGGCCACCUGGCAAAAGAGUGCACCAUUGAAGCAACCGCAUAAUCAGCACCCUCUGUUGCCCCUCCUUUUUUUUCAGAUUGAUGGUUGGUUGUAUUAUUUUCUCUGAAUCCUCUUCACUGGCCAAAGGUUGGCUGACAGAGGCUAGUCCCAGGCCUGUGAGCCUCUCGAUAUGUAAUACAAAGAAAGGGGUGAUAAAAAAUAUCUUUCUGCAUUCAAUACAAAAAAUGUUUUAGUUUGGUAGCGGUGUUAUGUAUAAUGCUUUGUUAAAGAACCUCCCCCUUUCCAGGCCACUGGUGAUGAGUGAGGAAUAAACGGGACUGAACAUAUGGGAAUCUAUAGGACCUCUGAGCUUGUGGACAUGCAUCUCAGUAAAAUGAGAUGGAAGACAGGAGUAAAUGGAAACCAAACAUCCAUGUGUGGUUAUUUUGGUUUGUUUUAGCGGAAUCUGAGUUGGCCAAGAGAGUUUGACAUGGAAACAGUUCAUAACAUGAUGCAUUUCAGCCCUUCAAGCAGCUACAAGUGGGCGAUAACAAACGCUAUAUUACUAAGAUAUAAAAAAUUUUUUUGGAGGUAUUAAAAAGAAACAUGCUCUUUUUAUAGAAAUCUGUUUACAAUUUAAAUAUUACUUUGGUAGUCCAAGGUAGAUUUUCUGUUUAAAAAAAAAAAAAAAAGGCUUUGGAAAUGUUCUGGUUUCUUUUUGUUUUGUUUUUCUUUUCUUUUUUUUUACCUUGGCAAAAAUUUAACAUCAAGAACAGUCGUCAGAAAAGCAGAAUUAGGAGUUAUUUGGGAAUGACAAAUGUUUUCACAGAAAUCAAAAUGUUAUUUUUGUACAAUAUCACUUAGACUACUGUAUAAAUACCAUUUGCUUGUACUCAGUUUUUAAGUCGGAAGGAAAGUGCAACUGAAGUCCUAGAAAAUAGAAAUGUAAUUUUAAACUAUCAAUAAAGCUGGAGGAGCACGGGGA